AAAACCUUCAAAAUAAAAGUCGGAAUGUUCACGGUGGAAUCGAGAUUGAGAGUCAACAAAAACAAAUGGCGUGUUUUGCUUUUUGUUGAAAGACGUGGUCCAAAGAGCUUGUGUUAACAGGAGUCAACGGCGCCUGUUGAUCGGUGAGCUCAGGUCACGGUGAACCGGAUGUAAAUGGUGGGUGUAAACGGUGAGUCAGGCGGGACGAACGAGUUAACAUGGCGGCGCUGAGAACUUUCUACGGUCAGACGGAGCUGAUCAUGGAGGCGGCGGUGGAUGCGGCGGUGUCCGCCUUACAUCAUAGACUUGAAGAGCCUGAGACCGGCAGCGGGGAAUCAAGGAUGCAGCUGAAUGACAUCCUGAGCGUCAUGUCAAGAGAAGCCGUUCGGAAAAUCGUACAAGUUUUCACAGAACUUUACUUGAGUCUGGAGAAGGAAAAGGAAACUCUGAAGGCAAAUGUCAAACGUCUUGAGUCUGAACUGAAGAAUCAGAAGAAUCAGGAAAACCAGACACAAACACUUUACAAGAUCAAACCAGCAGAUGGACCGUCUCUCUCACUGGACAUCAACCAACCAGCCACUAACCCCACUGCUCUUGCCAUGGCUAUUCUCAACUCCACCAAACCCAAACACAGAAUUGGCAGCAGCCAUCAGGUGCCGCUGGUCAUCAUCAGCCAACCGCUCCCUGGACUGAUCUCAGGGCAGAAACAGUCGCUCCUUACACAGAGUCAACCUGUCCCUGAAUCAAUCAGAGGGCAGCAGGAAAAGACAGGUUCUGGUUCUGGUCCUGUUGGUGAUCACACUGACACAAGCAUGCAGGUGGUUUUAGAUUCUAUGCAGGAAACAUCACUUCCUGUGGUUAGUGAUCAGUCGAGCAGUGAGCUUGCCAAUGUAUCAAUCAGUGAGUCUCCUCCCACACCUAAAGAAGAACAAACUGUGGAUGAAUCACAGACAGGCACAGUGGAGGGCAAAGUUAAAAUUCAUCCUCCAUCAGGUGUAAGUGUAGCAGAGCAGAGAGAGCAGCAGAGGGAGCAGGAGCGACGGCGGCGGCGGGAGCAGUACAAAGAGAAGCGUUUUUUCUGCGAGCUGUGUAACAAAGGUUUCCAUCAAAAGCACCAACUGAACAAACAUAUGUCGUCUCAUCAGAAGCCAUUCCCCUGCAGCUUCUGUGACAAAGGUUUCUACAAAGCCACGACACUGCAAAAACAUGAACUGAGUCACCAGCUGAGGGCAGCCCAGGAAAACGACCCUGACAAGCUGCUGCCCUGCGGCCAGUGCGACAGGAAGUUCAAACUUUUGCGCCAGCUCCGAGUCCACCAGGUAUCUCACCAGCUCGAGAAGGCACCACUCAAGUGCCAAAUUUGUGACCGCACCUUCACCUCCACUAGCGCACUCCGCUACCAUGAGGUGUCACACGCCGAAGUCAAGCCCUUCACGUGCAACAUCUGUGCAAAGAGUUUUACAAGAAAGAAAAGCCUCCGCGAGCACCAGACAGUCCAUACUGGUGCCCGGCCAUAUCGCUGCCAGACCUGCGGAAAGUCCUUCUCCACUGCCAGCAACCUGCGCGUUCAUAAGAGGUCACAUUCAGACGAGCGGCCAUUUGAAUGCAGCCAGUGCAACAAGGCGUUCAAGUGUCGGAUGGGACUGCUGCAGCACCGCGUGGUUCACACCGGAGAGAAACCCUACAUGUGUCAGACCUGUGGCCUAAGAUUUGGCCUCAAGUACAACCUGCAGCGACACCUGCGUCUGCACAGUGGCGAGAAGCCCUGCAGGUGUGAAAAAUGUGGCGAGCGCUUCAAGGGGACCUGGGCACUGAAAGUCCACAUGCUGGUUCACGGUGUAGAGAAACCGUUCAUGUGUGAUCAGUGUGGUAAGACGUUUUUCUACAACUGUCAGCUGCAGAAACACCAGCGGAUUGUUCACUAUGCCACAGGCAGAGGGCGGGGCAGUGGGAGUGAUGCAGAGACCGACACAGGUACAGAUGUGCGGCAGGUAAGACGCAGGCCAACGUGGGACAAACCAUACAGCUGUAAGACCUGUACGAAACGCUUCACCAGCAGCACGACACUGAGGACACAUGAAAAGAGCCACGCAGAGAACAAAGAGUUCAGCUGCGACACCUGCGGGAAGUCGUUCCACCUGCGACACAUGUACCUGUACCACAUGAGGCAGCACAGUGGCGACCGUCCAUAUGUCUGCGGCACCUGUCAGAAAGGCUUCAUGCUGGCAUCACAGCUGAAGCAGCACCAACUGCUGCACUCUGGAGUCAAACCGCAUUGCUGCGCGCAGUGUGGCAAAGAGUUCAGGACGCCACAGAACUACCAGCGCCACCUGCUGAUCCACACUGGAGAGAAACCCUACCAGUGUGAGGUGUGCAGCCGCAAGUUCCGUCAGUCAAACCAGCUCAAGUCUCACAUGCAGAUCCACACGGGUGUGAAGCUGUACAGCUGCCAGCGUUGUGGUCGUGGCUUUGCCGACUCUCGUCCGCUCAAGAAACACCGCUGUGGAGAUGAUGACCCAAACGCACCUCAGAAACAAGGCGAGAAGUUCACCUGGACGCAGGAGUUCCCAAACCAGUAACAGUGCCAUAUCACUGUAUGUCUUUGAAAAAUCAGAGUCUUGCACUAACUCUGGAUCCUUCUGAUGAGCUGUGUUGUAUUGAGCAAUCAAGGACAUAGAUUCUUGGUUGUGUUUUUUUUUUACUCUAUAUGAUUGUGACUGUAAACACAUAAAUAAAAUACAUGAAAAAUA
Molecule: messenger RNA, 2750 nt
Organism: Solea solea (common sole)
Lineage: Eukaryota; Metazoa; Chordata; Actinopteri; Pleuronectiformes; Soleidae
Product: zinc finger protein 345-like
Exons: 6
Coding region: 219-2579 (786 amino acids)
Biological process (GO): regulation of transcription by RNA polymerase II
Cellular component (GO): nucleus
Molecular function (GO): RNA polymerase II transcription regulatory region sequence-specific DNA binding; DNA-binding transcription factor activity, RNA polymerase II-specific
Source: RefSeq, a predicted model, not a curated record